Geosmithia morbida is the source of this 1602-nucleotide messenger RNA. RefSeq names its product Sugar (and other) transporter. Gene Ontology annotation, biological process: transmembrane transport; carbohydrate transport. Lineage: Eukaryota; Fungi; Ascomycota; Sordariomycetes; Hypocreales; Bionectriaceae. Bases 1 to 1602 code for a protein of 533 amino acids. Gene Ontology annotation, molecular function: carbohydrate:proton symporter activity. The transcript has 6 exons. The record is from RefSeq and is a predicted model, not a curated record. Gene Ontology annotation, cellular component: membrane.
AUGUCUUCGGAAUCUGGUACAAGCCAGCCGUCGAAACCUCGGCCGCAGGAGGUUAUUGUGUCUGAGCCUAAUAUACACAAUGGCAAGGCGUCUACGUCCGUAUCUGACAGUGAAGAUAUGAAGGUCACGCAUUCAGUCAGCUGGCUUACUUGUCAGGUGAUCUUUACUGCUGCUCUGGGUGGCUUUCUUUAUGGGUUUAGCGCCAACGCCAUUGCUGGAACUUUGGCCCAGCCCUCCUUUAUUGCCAAGUUCCUCACAACGGCUGAUGCCAAUGCACGUACUGAUGGUCUUCUUGGGGGUUUCCUCGCAGGUUGCAUGGUUGGCUCCAUUGGCCAAGUUCCUAUAUCGAAGCGUUUUGGUCGUCGAAUCUGCAAUGCGGUUGCUGCAGUCAUCGUAAUCAUUGCCGGAGCUAUACAAGCAGGAUCUGUUCACAUUGCCAUGCUACUGGCAGCUCGCGUCGUCUGUGGAAUUGGAGCUGGAAUGGUCCUUGCCAACUCCCCAGUCUACAUGUGCGAGGUGGCUCCUCCUCAUGCUCGAGGGUGGCUUGUCGGUAUGCAGGGAAUAGGUAUCAUCACGGCCUACAUCAUGUGCGCGAGCCUCAACCUGGCCUUCAGCUUUGUCGAGGGGGCUUACCAAUGGCGCCUAAUCUUCGUUGUUCUCACCGGGGUUGCUAUUCUCCACCUGGCAUCGCUAACUACUCUCCCUGAGUCUCCCCGGUGGCUUAUGGAGAAGGGCCGCGAGGAUGAAGCCCGGGAGGUCCUCGUUCGCCUUCACAGGACUAAAACUGACCCCGAUGCUGUUCUCGCGCAUGCAGAGGUGGCUCAGAUCAAGGCCCAGGUGGAGACAGAGAAGUCCCUUCCCAGUGGGUUUAUUUAUAUUUUCUCUAACAAGCAUACGUUGAAGCGUGCAUACUGCUCUAUCAUCCUCUGGGUUAUGGGUCAGGGCACUGGCAUCACGGCUAUCGCCAACCUCAUUCCCACCAUCAUGGGUGGCCUCGGGUUUGGUGUUACCCUGCAGCUCGCUCUCGGAGUUGUUUGGACAGCGUGUCUUGUCAUUGCUUGCGCCUUCAAUGUCUUUCUUCUCGACCGUGUUGGCCGUGUAAAGCUUCUUGCUAUCGGAGGUAUAGGUUGUGCUGCCAUAAUCAGCGUCAUGGGUGCCUUGGUCAAGUUUUACCUUGGAAGUGAUAACACUCACGGACUCAACGCCACGGUGGCCACUUACUUCAUCUUCGGUGCCUUCUUCGCGGCCACCAUCGAGUCUACUUCUUACGUCUACGGAUCGGAGAUUUGGCCUACUCAUCUUCGAAGCGAAGGCUCGACUCUGGCAUACGCAUCCUUUUUUGGUAACUCGAUUGCAUACAGUUCUCCUGUCAGUGUCGGAUUGGCCAACAUUGGAUGGAAAUUCUACAUGAUCUUUGUUGCUGUAACCACUGUUAGCGCCAUUGCCAUUUGGUUCACUUUCCCCGAGACUAUGGGUCUUCCUCUUGAAGAAAUCAAUGGCAAGUUUGGCGAGAAGGUUGAGAUCGAUCUGAAGACAGCUGUGAUUGUCGAAAAGGAGCACGAGAGCGGCCUGGUCAGGGAGGCUAUUUCAGACGAGAAGUAA